Messenger RNA from Melopsittacus undulatus (budgerigar), 3322 nucleotides. It is a transcript of the gene KCNK13, whose product is annotated as potassium two pore domain channel subfamily K member 13. Bases 1 to 1230 code for a protein of 409 amino acids. Gene Ontology annotation, molecular function: outward rectifier potassium channel activity; potassium ion leak channel activity. NCBI's taxonomy places the organism in Eukaryota, Metazoa, Chordata, Aves, Psittaciformes, Psittaculidae. Gene Ontology annotation, cellular component: plasma membrane. Gene Ontology annotation, biological process: stabilization of membrane potential; potassium ion transmembrane transport. The record is from RefSeq and is a predicted model, not a curated record. The transcript has 2 exons.
AUGGCGUGUCGCGGCGGCUGCUGCUCCAGCGCCGGUCGCCUGAACGCGGACAACGCGCGGUUCCUCCUGCUGGCGGUGCUGAUCGUGCUGUACAUGCUGUGCGGUGCCGCCGUCUUUUCGGCCAUCGAGCUGCCUACGGAGCGAGAGGCCAAGGAGCGCUGGGAGGAGCGGCUGGAGAACUUCACCCGGCGCCACAACCUGAGCCGCGCCGAGCUCCGGCACUUCCUUCGGGAGUACGAGGAAGCCAGUGUGGCCGGCAUCCGCGUCGAUGACAUUCGGCCCCGGUGGGAUUUCACCGGAGCCUUCUACUUCGUGGGCACCGUUGUCUCCACUAUCGGGUUUGGCAUGACCACCCCAGCCACCGUUGGAGGCAAAAUUUUUCUGAUAUUUUACGGCCUUAUAGGAUGUGCAGGGACCAUUUUGUUCUUUAACCUGUUCCUGGAGCGCUUGAUCACUGUCAUAGCCUACAUCAUGAAGUCCUGCCAUGAAAGACAGCUGAGGAGGAAAGGGGUUCUCCCUCACAACAGCCAGUGGGGCUCAGGGACCUCUGAGGUAGACAGCCUGGCAGGCUGGAAGCCCUCUGUGUACUAUGUCAUGCUGAUUUUAUGUGUAGCAUCACUCAUCAUUUCCUGCUGUGCCUCUGCAAUGUACACACCUAUUGAAGGGUGGAGUUACUUUGACUCACUUUACUUCUGCUUCGUGGCCUUCAGCACCAUUGGUUUUGGUGAUCUGGUCAGUAGCCAGAACAUCAAGUAUGAGAGCCAGGGCCUUUACCGCUUUGGCAAUUUUGUCUUCAUACUCAUGGGGGUGUGCUGCAUCUAUUCCUUAUUUAAUGUGAUCUCUAUUGUUAUCAAACAGUCCAUAAACUGGAUAUUAAAGAAAUUGGACUGCAGGUGCUGCCACAAAUGCCAAAGAAAAUUAUUCCGUUCACGGAGGAAUGUGGUAAUGCCAGGAAAUGUGCGCAGCCGGAGAAACAUCUCCAUUGAGACUGAUGUUGUCAACGAGAGCGACACAGAUGGACGCCGGCUGUCAGGCGAGAUGAUCUCCAUGAAAGACUUCCUGGCCUCCAAUAAAGUCUCACUGGCCAUCAUGCAGAAACAGCUGUCAGAAACUGCUAAUGGCUAUCCGAGGCAAAUGAGCUCUAAUUCAAAGCAAAAUGGAUUCUCUGGUGGGGUUGGAGCCCUAGCAAUUAUGAAUAACAGGCUGGCAGAGACAAGUGUGGAUAGGUAAAAUAAUAACAGUAGUAACAGUGAAACAGUGGGAACCAUUUCAACAAGUAAGAAACAGCGUGAACCACGCAGAAACAGCUAGGGAGAUGGUGUCACCAGAGGGUGGGAUGGAUGUGGAUGGCAUACGUUCUGUUGGAAGACCUUUGACACUUUUUUGGGGCUGUCACUUAACGUCUUUGCUCUUUGAAUUGCACCGAUCUCAGCCUUUCUUCUUCCCCUUACUCCUGUUCCUCAAGCAGGUCACUGUAUGAGAAAUUUGAUUUAGCCUUCAGAUCAGUUUUCCCUACCUGUUUUCCUCCAUUUAUGUGAAAUACAGAUUUCAGAAUAAGAAAUCUGUGAUAUAGGAAGAAAUGAAGUGUGUCUACAGAACACAUUCUUAAUUACUGUUCUGAGCUCUCAAGUAUGACUUACUCUUGUCAUAACUGUUUUCUGAAAGUAGCUUAUUAGAGACCCAAAGAGGAAUCAGUCUUUCUCUAUGAUAUUGCAGACCCAAUUUAAUGGAAAUUAAUAUGAAAGUUACUGGGACUAUUGUGGCUCUAUUGUGAUGUGAAUGGAAAGAGAAUUUGGCCUUUAUAAUUUAAUUUAGUCUUCCCUUCAAAAGGAUACUUUCAAAAGUGAUAGAAUAAAAUUCAGCCUGCUUUUGUUCUCUCCAUUUGCAAAACAUUUUUUUUCUAAGCUACCUUUACUUCUAGAAUUGAAUCCCUGUGGCUUUCUAUUUCAGAAUGACCAAAUUCAAUGGAAAACUGCCAUACUGAUGAGUUGUAUCAAUUAUUCCACAAUAACAGGGACUUUUCCAAAUUUCUGUUCAUAUUUUGCUCAAUUGUGACUGAAGCGAUUGAGCAUCAGCAUUAUGUAAUGCAUAAUUAAAUUGCCAUGCCAACAUUCAAUGUAUUACUAUAAGUGACUGUGAUCACAAAAUCAAUUUGGCAGUGUCCUUUUUUCCUUUCAUGUAAUUCUGUCAUUCUUCACCUGUUUUUCUGCCUUUUGGUGAUGAUAAUGACAGGGUCUUGAUUAGGGAAAUAGAAAAUGUUUAACUCCUCAUUUUUCUCAAAUAAGUGCUCUGAGUGUUUAUUACGACUUGAAAGGAGACUUCAAUGAGAAGUAACAGUGAGAAGAAUAUAAAAACAGGAAGAAAAGAGGUGAUCUUUAAUGACAGUGAAAUCAUCCUUUGUAUUAGGUAACUGAACAAAAAAUAAGGUAUAAAGUUACCAUAAAGUCUAGCAAGAAUUUAAGGAAGACUGGGCUGAAUUUCUGAUUCUCCUUUAACCAUGAAGUGCAUUAAAGCUAAACCAUGUAUGAGAGUGUAAAUAAGGAGAAUUGGUCACGAAGGACCUGAUCCAAUUCCCUGGAAAAGAACAGUACAUGCAUCAGGACUGUUUUCUUGCAGCUAGAAAGCCUUGCAGAAUACUACACUUCUGGGGAAUUUAAAACACCGUUGCACAGUUCUUAAUUUGUCUCACACAGAACAAUGCAGAUAGCCUCUUCAGUUUAAUUUGAUGAGGAAUUCGUAUAAUAUCCUUUUUCUUUUCUAUCCUGGCCAAUUGUUAUUUUAUUUAGGAUCAUAAUACUGUAGAAAAACAUUUUAAUACUUAUUUUAAGCAAUAUUUGGAUUUGAAAACAAAACCAAACCUCUUGGAAGCCUUUUAUAUUGUAAAGAAAAAACAGAUAUUAAGCAAAUGUACUUAACUAUUGAAAACAAUUGCAAGCUCUUUUGACAUAUUACAGCUAAAUUUUCCUGAUUAAAAGUCAAAUGCUGCUGUCAUUUCUUAGAAGGAGAACUUCCAGCUGAAGUCCAGAUUCUGAUAUCAGCUCAGCUGUGCAGCAAUGGAAUACCUCUAAUGAUACCCCUUCACAUUUUCAUCUAUGUAAAAUCUAAUUGGCUUCCAAAGCCUAACUUAACUGAGAAAUGCAGUCUGACUGUUUGGUUUUGGUUUGGUUUUCUGUUGUUUGGUUUGGGUUUGUUUUUUUUUUUGGGAGGGGUGUUAUGUAUUAGCAAAAAUUGCCACUGAAUUAUUUUAAGCGAUAUUAAAGUACCCAAGAUCUAUUACAUUGUUACAAUUAUUUUUUUUCUCCCAAGACCACCUUUGUUUCAA